AUGGAUAACACUGAAAAGAAGUUUUCACCGGAUGCUCUGAAUCUGCUUGACCAUAUGAUGAAUAUGGUGUUAAAUAAAGCUGAGCAGCUAUCACAACAAAACCAACUAUUAAGCGAAAAUCCCCAAACCAGUGAUAGCUUAGAGUCUAUGAGUCUUCAGGAAACUUCAUCUGAGAUUUCUAAUAAAUCGUCACAAACGUCUCUGGAAAUUCUUUCAAAAGAAUAUUCAGUUCCAAAUAGGUCAAAGAAUCCUCAAGCGAUCAUUGGAAAUCAAAAAAAAGAAACAGAUGCUGCAAAUAAUAUUAGAGCAGAUAUGAAGACAGAAAAUGCAAAAAAACCUACGAAGCCUAAAAGUAGUUGCGAGUGCACAAAAAAUAAAAUUCCAAAAAAUAUUGCAAAUGUCGAAUUUAAUUUUUUACUCAAUGCAAAGCACAACGGCAAAGAAAUUGGUAUUCCUGUUAAGGUCGUUGUGACAGAACUGAAAAAUGCUGGUAUUGAGAUAAAGUUUGACGCAGAUACAUCUAUCUAUCCUCACUUAUCACCUUUGAAUAUCCACGUGGUUUGUCAUGACUAUGAACCAAGCCGUGUAUGGGUGAAUGGAAAUGAAUAUGUAUCUAAAGUAAAAUCUACUCAACAAAUUUACAAAUUUAAUAUUUUUUGA
Thelazia callipaeda (thelaziosis nematode) is the source of this 660-nucleotide messenger RNA. NCBI's taxonomy places the organism in Eukaryota, Metazoa, Nematoda, Chromadorea, Rhabditida, Thelaziidae. The record is from the annotation of a GenBank genome assembly.